UGGACGGACGGGGCGUUAGUGCGGAGCCUGCUCCAAGGAAGGCAGCGCCGGGACACGCGAGACUUGCACGGGACACGGCCAGCUGGAGUAAAUAAUGGAUGAGGAACAGGUUCAGAUGCUCAAGCGAGCUUUUUCCAUGUUUGACCCGUCAAAGUCGGGCAAAAUUGAAAAAGAGAAGGUCCGUACUAUCCUCAAUACUCUGGGUCACACUUUUGACGAUCACGAUUUGGACAUUAUGCUGAAAGCCGAGGAUAUUGAAGGCACCGGUGUUGUAAGCUUCGACUCAUUCUUCCGAGUAGCCUGCCACUUCCAAGAGGAGGAUGACGAGGCUCUCCAGAAGGAGUUAAAAGAGGCCUUCCGCCUAUACGACAAGGAAGAGAAAGGAUAUAUACCAACAAGCUCUUUGCGGGAGAUCCUCCAUGCUCUCGAUGAUCAAAUAACACCUGAUCAAAUGGAUGGUAUGAUUGCAGAAAUUGACACCGACGGCUCAGGCACUGUUGAUUUUGAUGAGUUCAUGGAAAUGAUGACUGGUGAUUAAAGAUUCAAUUAUAUAAACGUUUCCUUGCUAUUAUCUGUGAAUAUUAUUAUUACGAUUAUU
Molecule: messenger RNA, 598 nt
Organism: Ceratosolen solmsi marchali
Lineage: Eukaryota; Metazoa; Arthropoda; Insecta; Hymenoptera; Agaonidae
Gene: TpnCIIb
Product: troponin C type IIb
Exons: 5
Coding region: 95-538 (147 amino acids)
Cellular component (GO): myosin II complex
Molecular function (GO): calcium ion binding
Source: RefSeq, a predicted model, not a curated record